AUGCCCACGUCCAACAGGAGAGCACCACGGGCUGAGCUUACGAGUGACCCGUCCAUUCAGGACGAGGAGCUGCUGAACCCAGCCCUUCUUCUGCUGGCGGAAGGAGCCAAGGACGGCAAUUACGCCGUUCGGCAGAUGGCAGCCAGGGCCUUGGGGAACGUGGCACAUGGUGCCCCUGCGCAGCUGAAACACCACCAGACCCUCAUACUGGACACCCUGGUCCAAGCCUCCUUCGUGCCAUCUUCAGAUGAGCUAAUGACAGAGGGCAUGAUAUCUCUGGCCAAGGUCCUCAGCCAGUUAGGGACUAGUACAGGGCCCGUCAUUUUGGCUGUGGGGACGCACGUCAGGGCCUUUUUCGACCACAAGGAUGGUGCCCUGCGCAAAGCCUCAUUUGCCCUGUUCGCCACCUUGGCAGGGUGCCUAAGAAAAAGAUGGCACACUUGGUAUAAAACCCAGGUGAGGCAGAGCUGGGCAGCGCUGCUGCUGCACCUGCAGGACCCCAACAAGGAGGUGGCCAAGGAGUGCAGAAGAGCUGUGGGCCUCUGCUGCCCUUACCUGGGGCUCAGCAGGGUGCAGGGAGUCCUGGCCUUUUAUGUGCAGGGGUCGGGAGAGGUGCGGGUCAACGCCCUGCUGCGAGACCUUUGCAGGCACUUGGUGAGUGAGUUUGUGAGCGGCAAGAGGUGA
Molecule: messenger RNA, 684 nt
Organism: Alligator mississippiensis (American alligator)
Lineage: Eukaryota; Metazoa; Chordata; Crocodylia; Alligatoridae
Product: protein maestro-like
Exons: 5
Coding region: 1-684 (227 amino acids)
Cellular component (GO): cytoplasm
Source: RefSeq, a predicted model, not a curated record